This is a messenger RNA of Solanum tuberosum (potato), 1682 nucleotides long. RefSeq names its product geraniol 8-hydroxylase-like. Lineage: Eukaryota; Viridiplantae; Streptophyta; Magnoliopsida; Solanales; Solanaceae. Gene Ontology annotation, molecular function: oxidoreductase activity, acting on paired donors, with incorporation or reduction of molecular oxygen; monooxygenase activity; iron ion binding. The record is from RefSeq and is a predicted model, not a curated record. The transcript has 3 exons. The coding region runs from base 79 to 885 and encodes 268 amino acids.
ACUCUUCCACAGUAUAUACCACCAUAAAUUUAUGUCUAAAACUCAUGUUCUUUUUUAUGUUAAUUAGUAGUAAUAACUAUGGAUUAUUAUUACUAUUUUACCACUCCUCUAGCUCUGUUGCUUGCAUGGACUUUGGUCCAAGGCUUCAAUUUGUUACUAGUAGCACUAACAAGAAAUAGAAGCAGAAAGCUUCGUCCAGGACCCUUUCCAUUACCCAUAAUCGGAAAUCUUCACUUACUGGGCAAUCAACCUCAUAAAUCCCUUGCGAAACUCACCGAUUUUCAUGGCCCAAUUAUGCGUCUGAAGUUGGGGCAAAUAACAACAGUGGUCAUUUCUUCUUCAGACAUGGCCAAACAAGUGCUCCAAAAGCAAGACUUAGCCUUCUCUAGCAGGUCAAUUCCUGAUAUAGUCCAAGAGGACAAUUUUCACAUAUUCUCCUUUGGUUGGCUUCCUGCCUCCCAUCCUCAAUGGAGAUCUCUCCGCAAAAUCCUGAAUUCCCACAUCUUCUCCGUUAACAAGCUUGAUGCCACCCAGCACCUUAGGUACAAGAGGAUUGAAGAACUUAUUGUUUACUGUGAAAGGAGUAGCCAAAUGGGGGAGGCGGUAGAUAUUGGUGCAGCAAUUUUCAGGACCAUGUUGAAUUUAUUUUCCAACACUCUCUUCUCAAGAGAUUUGGCGGAUCCCUUUGAAAAUUCCGGCAAGGAAUUGGUGGAGGGAAUGAUGAUGUACAUGGGUAAACCAAGCUUGGUGGAUUACUUUCCCGUCCUCAAAAUAGUAGAUCCGUUAAGUUUAAGGCGAUAUAAUUCUCCUUUCGGGAAACUACUAAAGAUAUUUUAUGAAUGGAUAAAUGAGAGGCUGGAGCUAAGGAAAUCCCAAAACUAUUAAAAUACUGAUGUUUUAGAUGCCUUAAUCACAACAAGUGAACAUACUCCCCAAGAGAUUAAUCACAACCAUAUAGCAUCAUUUUGUUUGUGUAUCUCAGGACCUAUUUAAUGCCGGAACUGAUACAAGUUCGAACGUAGUGGAAUGGGCUAUGACUGAGCUUCUUAGAGCUCCAGAGAUUAUGAAGAAAGUCCAAGCCGAGCUGGUAGAACUCCUCGGAGAAGGUAAACCGAUGGACGAAGCUGACAUUGCCCGACUCCCUUACUUGCAGUGCAUUAUUAAAGAAACUUUCAGGAUGCACCCUCCAGCUCCUCUUUUGGUUCCUCGAAAAGCAGAACAAGAUGUUGAGGUGUGUGGCUACACUGUCCCUAAAGGUUCAAAAGUGUUGAUUAAUGUGUGGGCAAUUGGCCGGGACUCAACUCUAUGGGAAGACCCUUUGGUGUUUAAUCCUGAUAGAUUUAAGGAUUCAAAAUUGGAUGUGCGAGGUCAAGAUUUUGAGUUAAUUCCAUUUGGGGCUGGUAGAAGAAUUUGUCCUGGUCUGCCAUUGGCAAUAAGGACGAUCCCAGUAAUGCUUGGCACACUGUUGAAUACAUUUAAAUGGAAAAUUGAGGGUGACAUUGCACCAAAAGACUUGGACAUGCAGGAAAAAUUUGGCCUCACCUUGGCCAAACUUCUUCCUCUCAGAGCUGUCCCUCUUCCCCUCUGAAAUCUUAAAUUAGAUGGCUUCCUAGAAAAGGCAAUGGAUGAUGAAAACAUUGUAACAAAUAUUUGAGAUGUAAUUCUUAUCCUUUCAUUGAUUA